This is a messenger RNA of Equus quagga, 7373 nucleotides long. It is a transcript of the gene ENTPD7, whose product is annotated as ectonucleoside triphosphate diphosphohydrolase 7. Gene Ontology annotation, molecular function: nucleoside diphosphate phosphatase activity. Lineage: Eukaryota; Metazoa; Chordata; Mammalia; Perissodactyla; Equidae. Bases 2896 to 4710 code for a protein of 604 amino acids. Gene Ontology annotation, cellular component: membrane. The record is from RefSeq and is a predicted model, not a curated record. Gene Ontology annotation, biological process: nucleoside diphosphate catabolic process. The transcript is spliced from 14 exons.
CUGCGGGCGGGAUCGCGGGGUAGGGCCGGCGCCAGGCCUUCAAGGUCAAACCACUGACGGGUGCCGUUAAGACCCGCGCUCGAGCGCCCACCCCAAAUCCCGAGACGUGCGGGUCGCGGGCGGCCGGCCCUGGCCCGAGAGCUCGCUCUUGUUCCCGCGGGAUCUCAAGCUGGCGUGAGGCCGAGCCGGCCUGGGCCGGGCAUCCCCUGGCACAGCCUGCGGGCCUGUCCGGGAAGCUGUUGCGACACUCGGGCGGUGGCCCGUUAGACUCGGGUCGAGUCUGGAGUGUUGGCUUUCCAAGCCGUGGGCUAGCUAACUCCUGAGGACCCGGAGCUCCUCAGGCCCCAGCGCCCCGCGCUGGGCUUGCACCUGAAGUCGCCCAGUACACCCCGCAGUUGUUGAAUGAAUGAGUUCUUCGGGGGCCCGCGGUCGCUGGGCCCUGCGCCAGACUGAGAGCUGGGGGCGGGGAAGGGAGAUGUCGAAAUGGGGCAGGAUGAUUCAGAGAUGACGACAGGUGGAGAAGCCAGACUGGAGGCAGCUGCCCAAGCACAGCAGGAAAAGUAUAUGGGGAAGUUCGGACGUACAGCUUGUCGCUGAGUGACGCAAUGAUGAACCUACCGCCUGGUGAUAACUGCCUUUUGUGAUAAGACCCCUCUCCCUCCUGGACAGGUCGGUGGAGUCUGAGAGGGGCGCGCACUGGUUAAAGAACAAUGCCAGCAAUUCCCAGCCUUGAGCACCACCUCCUGGGCCGUGACGUUGCACCGGAGCUUCACUAGGGCUGCAGGCUCGGUUGAGGAACACAGGCGCUUUCCCUACUCCGUCUGCCUCGCUUCUUCAGUUUCCCGUCCCUGGAGCGUGUUUGCACAAACCUCCCCACUGUUUCCAGCUCUCUCUUUACUGCCUAUUUUACUGAGAUGAUGAUGCAAUUGUGAACUUUUCCAUCUGUUUAUAGGUUUUCCGUAAAUAGGGAAGGGGUUUUCCUUUUUUUCUCUAAAGCUUAGCGGUUUCUGGGCCUCUGGUUUUUCGGGGUUCUGUUUUUUAACUUUUUUUUUUUUAACUCAUCUAUUCUCUUCCUAUUCAGCAGUGGUUAUUAACUUUUGCGUCUCGACCUUUUGGAAAAUAAGCUACAAAUCCUCUUCUCCUUCCCCUCCACCUUCCACCCACCCUGCACACACACAAUUUUGAAAAUAAUUUCUGAAUUUGCAGAGUCCCUGAAGGUGACUCGUGGCCCCCCGAGGGGUACAUUAACUUCAGAUUAAGAAAAGCCUGAGUUCUCACACGUCUCGCAAAAAGAAACUCACUCAAUCCUGCUAGAGUAUUCAUUCCCUUUACUGCCAAACUGCUCCAGUAAUGACCUAUAUAUACCUGCUAUGUCCUUUCUCUCCUUAAGCCCUACAUUUUUACUCUUUUAUUUAGUGGUCGCAAAUGACUUUUCCAAAUCCAAUGGUCUUUUUCUUGUUCUGAUUUUUCUGGACUAAGAGAUAACACUUAGCCCCUCCAUUGACCCAUCCCUCACUGCAACUUUUUCCUACCUUCAGGAACCACUCUAUCUCUUCUAUCUUUUAGACUUCUGAGUCUCCUACACUUCUCUGCCCACUGGGGAGGAACAUUCCUAAAGGUUUAAUGCUUCUUGUUCAUCUUUAAUACCUUAGGGAACUUUACCAUCCCAAAUCUGUUUUCCUUUUUGGAGCCCUGUCUAUAUUUCCCUAUUGCUUACUCUUUAACUGAAAUUUCCAUGUGAACUCUUCAGUAAAUAUUUAUUGAGUAACAACUUUAUGCCUGACACUGUACUUGAAGCCGGUGACACAGGACAGAUGGAGUCCAUGCUUUCACGAAGCUUACUUUUUAAUGGGGGGAAAGAGAUAGACCAAUAAGAAAAAUAUCAGAUAGCUCUAGGUACCAUGCUGAUAACUGAAAUAGGGAGGUGGAUAAAGUGUGACUGGGUAGCUACAUUUGCAUGACCAGGAAAGGCCUUUCUGAGGAGACGACACUAAGGUAAGUUCUGAAUAAGAGGCAGGAACUCAUGAUGGACUCAGACAAGAGCAUUCCAGAAGAAACAGGAGGUACAACAAUCCUAAGGUAACAACAAGAUUGGUGUAUGAAGGAACAGAAAGAAAGUCUAUGUGGCUGGAGCAUGGUGAGUGAGGGGGGAAGUGAUACAAGAUGAGGUUGGAAAGAUAGGCAGAGGGUGAAUAUCCACCUUAAUUUCUGACUCAGCAUGUCCAUUCCAAACUCAGCCUUUCCACUCCCCACCCCAACCAAUUCCUCCUAAAUAUUCCUUGUCUACCCAAUCAAUCAGACUUUAAAGCUGGAAUCCUCCUUGACUACCCCUUCAGAAUAAUUAUUCUGAAAUGUUUCGUUUGUUCAUGCUCUCCUUUUCCUUCUUAUUGAUAUUAUUCUUUCCCAGUAUCUGAUCACUUUACAUCUAUAUUGUAAUAACCUUUGAAAGGCCUCCCUACCUCUGGAUCCCCUGGCUUUACUAGUAUUUGGAUUUGCCUCCUUCCAGGGACAUUGUAGGAUUGUUCUUCCCACCUCCUUGAAGAUAGGCAUGGCUGUGAGAUUUGCUUUGACCAAUGAAAUGUGAGAGAAGCAUGAGAGCCACACAUUAACUUCCCCUGCCACAUGACUGGUGAUGUUCAGAUGGUGGGAGCACCAUCAGUCUGGGGCCCUGACCCAGAAGAUGUCAACCAUUUUUGGCCAUGAGGACAAAGCCUAUACCUUAGCAGGUGGCAGAGGAAAAAGUAGAAGAAACUUGUUUCCUUGUGGGUAACACUAGUACCUCUGGACUACUCAUGUUCUGGCUGCAGACUUAGGAGAUGCCUGGGACAAGGAGACCACCUUCUCAGGGCAAAAGGAAAAGGAGGUGACAGGCGUUGAGACCACUGAAGGGAACCCAUGGCUAGGAUCAGUUUUUCCUACCUCUGCCCAGCCUCCUGGUACUUCACUGUGCCCACAGUGAGCCCAUUUCCCCGUCAGCGGGUGGCACUCCUAGGACUCUUCUUCAUAUCCUGUCUCCUUUUACUUAUGUUAAUCAUGGACUUUGGACAUUGGGGUGCUUCAGUGCCACGAGAUAGGCAAUAUGAAAGGUAUUUGGCUCGAGUAGGGGAGCUUGAAGCUACUGACACUGAAGACCCAAAUCUAAAUUAUGGACUUGUUGUGGACUGUGGCAGCAGUGGCUCCCGGAUUUUUGUUUAUUUCUGGCCAAGACAUAAUGGGAACCCCCAUGAUUUGCUGGACAUCAAACAGAUGAGAGACCGCAACAGCCAACCUGUGGUUAAAAAAAUCAAGCCAGGAAUCUCUGCAAUGGCUGACACUCCAGAACAUGCCAGCGAUUACCUUCGUCCUCUGCUAAGCUUUGCUGCUGCCCAUGUGCCUGUGAAGAAGCACAAAGAGACCCCCCUUUACAUCCUGUGCACAGCAGGCAUGAGACUUCUCCCAGAGAGGAAGCAGUUGGCUAUCUUGGCUGAUCUAGUGAAAGAUUUACCACUGGAGUUUGACUUCCUCUUUUCGCAGUCUCAGGCAGAAGUGAUCUCUGGGAAGCAGGAAGGGGUUUAUGCGUGGAUUGGAAUCAACUUUGUUUUGGGAAGAUUUGACCAUGAGGAUGAAUCAGACGCCGAGGCUCCCCAGGAACUGGCAACAGGACGCAGAAGGACAGUAGGGAUACUGGAUAUGGGAGGAGCCUCUCUCCAAAUUGCUUAUGAAGUUCCUACCUCAACCUCUGUCCUUCCUCCAAAGCAGGAAGAAGCUGCAAAGAUCCUGCUGGCUGAAUUCAACCUGGGCUGUGAUGUGCAACACACUGAACAUGUGUAUAGGGUUUACGUCACCACCUUCCUGGGGUUUGGGGGCAAUUUUGCCCGGCAGCGCUAUGAAGACCUUGUGCUGAAUGAAACUCUUAACAAAAACAGGUUGCUGGGCCAGAAGACAGGUCUGAGUCCCGACAAUCCAUUUCUGGAUCCCUGCCUGCCUGUGGGCCUCACAGAUGUGGUGGAGAGGAAUAGCCAGGUGCUGCACGUCCGAGGAAAAGGAGACUGGGCGACUUGUGGGGCAAUGCUGAGCCCCCUGCUGGCUCGCUCCAACGCCAGCCAGGCAUCACUGAACGGCAUCUACCAGUCGCCCAUUGACUUCAACAACAGCGAGUUCUAUGGUUUCUCGGAGUUUUUUUACUGUACAGAGGAUGUGUUGCGCAUUGGUGGCCGCUACCAUGGGCCAACAUUUGCCAAGGCUGCUCAGGAUUACUGUGGCAUGGCUUGGUCAGUAUUGACUCAGAGAUUCAAGAAUGGCCUCUUUUCAUCACAUGCAGAUGAACAUCGACUCAAAUAUCAGUGUUUUAAAUCAGCUUGGAUGUACCAAGUCCUUCACGAAGGAUUCCACUUUCCCUAUGACUAUCCAAACCUGCAGACAGCCCAGCUGGUGUAUGACCGAGAGGUUCAGUGGACGCUGGGAGCCAUUCUGUAUAAAACACGAUUCUUACCACUCAGGGAUCUACGGCAGGAAGGUGUCCGACAGGCCCACGGCAGCUGGUUCCGUCUCUCCUUUGUCUACAACCACUAUCUCUUCUUCGCCUGCAUUCUGGUGGUGCUACUGGCCAUCAUCCUGUACCUUUUGCGGCUACGCCGAAUUCACCACCGACAAACUCGAGCCUCAGCACCACUGGACAUGCUGUGGAUCGAAGAGGUGGUGCCCAUGAUUGGGGAACAGGUGGGGCCAUGAGGCUGGACAAGGACUAAAGAAGCUUCAAUACCCAGAGUCGCUGCUCAUCGAAUUCCACCACUUUCUUGUACUGGCCUCGGAUGCUGCUUUGCCUGACCUUGUGGAUAUUUGGCCCUGGAAUUUCUACUUUAAUUUCUGCUUUAACUCCUUCUCAAUAUCCAGGUCCUCUUCUCUGAGAGGAGCUGUAAUUUAGUCUGUGAAGAACUAAAUAAUGAGAGAUUGGUGCUAACAAAGGGGACCAACCUCCGUCCAGUUGAAGCAUGCUUCUUCUCCUUUAUCUGAGAGGUCUGGUGUGUUCCUAGGAUCUAGAUUUUUCUCCCCUUGCUAAAGCAUGAAGUUUGGCAUCAGGCACCCUGGAAGCCUGGUUAAAACCAAACUUGCAGCAUCUGAUAUAAAGCCGAAGACAUUCUAGCAAGUGCAGCAGCCCCUUCUUUCUCUGUAACAGAGAGAUCAUUUAUGUGGAGAUCCACAGCCUUUGAUAGGGAUCCAAGAUCUUUGCAGUUCAUUGGAAUAGAUAUGAAUUUCAAGGCAACCAAAAUAACACAGUUUCCUUGCUUACUUGACAAAGAAGCCAUUAUGAGUGUGGUUCAAGAUGCCUGACAGUGUUGCUGAUGUUAGUUUGUGAUUGUAAGAGGUUACAAUCCCUUCUAAAUGAAUGGUCCAUUGAAGAUUCUGACAAUACGUUAUCUGAUGUCUAGUAUGACCAGGAUAGAAAAUUUUUCCAUGUCUGUGUGCCUCACAGGCUUUUUGGGCAUUAAUUUUCCUUUUUGAGCCUUAAGUGUGCUUGUAGGAUGGAGAAACUGUGAUGGGGCCUGGAGACCUGGAUUUGUCUGGUUUCAGGUCGCUAUCCUCUAGGCCUAUUUUUAUGAGCCCUUAGGCCAUAACAUUCAAAAAGAGUUCCUUUAUUUCACUGCUAAGAUCAGUAUGUAGUUUGGGAAGGGAUGUAUUUGAGUUUUUUUUUAAGAAGGGAAGAACAAUAUCCGGAGAGUGGGCAAAGGCAAUAAAAUCCAAGCUCUUAUUGAUUAAUGUUUUCCUGAGAAAUAGAAAUUUUCUCAAUUUGACUUGGAAUGUCUGAAAAGAAACAAAUUCUAAACUUUGGAAUAAAUAGAUAAAUCUGUCAAUAAGCCACCUGGCAACUUUCAGAAUGCUUGUUAAGAGAUUGCUCAGUCACAAACAGCAUUUCCAUUAAUGAGGAGAGAGGAAAAGCCAUACUAAUUACGUUUUCCUUCACUACCCUUCAGAGCUUUGCUCCUCGUCUACAGUUAGCCUUUCAAUUACAUGAGGAUUUCUUUUUCAUCAACUGCCGCCUUUCUUAAUGGAGUCUUCCUUAUACUCUACCCUUUCCUAUACGUAGCCUUGAAUGUCCUGCCCAAGCGUAUGCUCCCAGGGUUGAAGUAGCUUUCUCUUCUUUCGUGUCACCUUUGAUUUCUAGAAUUAGAUGAGUAGAGAAAAAGGUUCCUGAAUUUAAAGGAAAAAAAAGUGGAAUUCUUAAAAAAUAAAUCUCAUACUUGGAGUGGAAAGGAAUGAAAUGCUUCUCAAAAGAGAGAAAAAGAAAUCAAGACCCUCCUAGAAAUAAACUGAGAUGAAAAUAAGUAUAGCGACCUUUGCUUGGUUGAUCAAAAUAUAGCAAGUCUUGAAUUGUUUUCAAAUUAGAUAAAAAUGGACCUAGCAAAGAGUCUUACAGUUUUUCUUUGGAAAUAUUUUUUACUUUUCAUUAGGGCUCAUGUCACAGCAAUUUCCUUUAGUUUUUAAGACUUCUAAAUUGCCUUGAUUUUCUUUGACUUCUUAUUAUCUUUGUGUCUCUGUGAGUGAGCCCUUGCCUUAUGGAUGCUGCUUAUACAUAAUGUCAAAGUGUGUUUUUGCUAGCCGCUGCUACUCAGGUAACUCUUUUCCCCUCACCUGGGUUUCCAAAUACUAUUUUUGGUUUUCUUGUGAGAUCUAGUCAAAAGCUACCUGAUUGGCUAACAGUGAUCAGAUUCAUGUGCUCAAAAUGAAGUUGAAGUGGGAAGGAGGUAGUGAUUAGUCCAGUUUGAAAGCUCUUAUUAGUCAAGUUAUUCUUCAUCCUGGUUAUAACAGCUGCCAUUUGUUAAGCACUUAUUAUGUACCAGACACUCUCUUAAAAUUGCAUGUAUAUUAUUUAAUCAUUAUGACAGCCUUUCAGAUUGAUGUUACUGUCUUCUUUUUAUAGUCCAGAAACUCAGGAUACCUACAUUUAUCACUUUUUCAAUAUAAAUGUAUUUCUUAUUCUUAAUUUAUUUUAAUUAGUCUUUGAGUUUUUGCUUAAUAUGUGUUAUAUCCUGUUUAUUAUUUUAAUAUUAUCCAGGUUUGUCCUUAUUACCAUGUGUAAGAUUUCUCAGAGUUCCAAGGUAUAAAAAUAGGAAAGAAAAAUUUUUAUCAUACCCCUCAGAAAAACUGAAUAUUUGCUCUUGGUAUUGGUUCCUGUGCUUCUUCCAAUGCUCCCAAUUAAUAGAUUUUAAAUGAAAUGUCAUUAGCUAGAAACAGAAACCAUUUAUUCCUUGCUGAGAGCCAAUUACUUAAAUAUAUUGCUUUCUCAUAAUGAAGUAUUCUUUUUUUUUAGUUUUAAUUUUUUUGGUGAGGAAGAUUCGCCCUAAGCUAACAUCUGUUGCCAUUCUUCUUCUUUUUGCUUGAGGAAGAUUGUCCCU